AUGCUCAGAUUGGUGUCAAAUGGACCGUUCCUGCGGCACUAUUGUCGUGGUUUUUCCACUACCGCUUUAGCGGCGAUAAAGUCGCAACAACCGUCCAAAACCACCACAGCCUCCCCCAUAGGUAUAGACCGCCGCGCGCAGCAGCCCCUUGACAUCCCCGUUUCCGGCUUCAACAGUGAAGUUAUUCGCCAGAUUUUUGAUGAUGAGAACUUCUGGCAGCAGUUUAACGGGGCUUCGGCAAAAUCUACCUCUUUUUUCAAUUAUAGAACAGCAUCUGUGGGGCUGUUUCAAAACCCGUACCUGGUGAAGCCCAGUGGGCUCAAGGACUUCUGUGCGGAAUCAUUGGAUAAGGCGAAAGCGCUGGUCCAGCACAUUCUAGCAGACGAAUCGCCUGCAGGAUAUCGCACUUAUAUCAGAAAUUUGGACCGACUCAGUGACAUUCUAUGUCGAGUGAUUGAUCUUGCGGAGUUCGUGAGAGUGGCCCAUCCCAACAGGGGUUUUGUGAAUGCGGCGCAGGAGUGCCACCAGGAAAUGUUCCAGUAUAUGAACAUUUUGAACACAACCACUGCAUUAUACGAGAAGCUGGAGCGUGUUUUGAACACUCCAGAGAUUGCAUCUGGGCUUUCUGAGGAGGAGGUUUCAGUUGGUGAGUUGCUGCUUUCUGACUUUAAGAAGUCUGGAAUCGACAUGGAUGAAUCCACCAAGAACGACUUUGUGGAACUGAGUCAGCAGAUAGCGAUCAUAGGUCAGCAUUUCAACAACGGACUGGGAGAAAGCUCUAAGAACUACGUGACGGUACCGAAGGAGAGCUUGAAAGAUCUGGACGUGUCGCUGAAAACCGGGCUUUCUGUUGACAAAAAGGAAAACUACAGAAUUCCUGUCUUUGGUCGUUUACCGUACGAGAUACUGAGAACUUGUUCGAACGAUGACGUGAGGCGUGAAGUCUGGUCUGCUCUUCACCAGAGUCCAAAACAACAGCUGCAUCUUCUAGAUACAAUGCUGAAAUACAGAGGAAUUUUGGCUCGUCUUAUGGGGAAAAGUGGAUAUUCGGAGUACCAAUUAACCGAGAAGAUGGCCAAGACUCCGGAAAAUGUGAUGUCUUUUUUGCAGAACCUGAUGAACGAGAUUCGCGACGAUGUGAUGCGCGAGCUAAGAACACUCCAGCAGGGCCGCACACCGGUCGAAGGUAUCUCUGAUGAGGAAAUAUUAAACCUUGUGAAGCCCUGGGACCGAGACUACCUUGCAAUGUUAUACAUGACGCGUCACAGACACAAAAAUACCGAGGAUAUCAGUGCAUAUCUCUCUCUGGGGACGGUGGUCAAGGGACUCUCGGAUCUUUUUGAGUCCAUAUAUGGAAUUUCUUUGAGACCUGCAAGUUCCGGUCCAGGUGAAACAUGGUCUCCAGAUGUUAGAAAGUUUUCUGUUUAUUGCGAGACCGAGGGUAAGAUUGGUGUGAUAUACUUAGACCUCUUUUACAGAGAAACCAAAACCAUGAACCCUGCCCAUUUCACGGUAUGCUGCUCCAGAAAGAUUUACCCGGAAGAGUUGGAAUCUGAAGAUCCCUUCAGGCUGAAACUAGAGACGAUCAUGUCAUCUAGCUCUGAAUCAGGCGACCGGUUCCAGCUUCCCGUGAUCUCAGUGGUGUGCAACUUUUUGUCUGACAGGUCAAACCGAAAGACUCUGCUGACUCUUUCACAGGUGCAGACAUUGUUCCAUGAGAUGGGACAUGCCAUGCACUCGAUGCUUGGAAGGACGAAUUUGCACAACGUGAGUGGAACGAGAUGUGUAACUGAUUUUGUGGAGUUGCCUUCCAUUCUGAUGGAACAUUUUGCCAAAGACCCACGGGUGCUGACUCGAUUUGCCAGACAUCAUGAGACCGGCGAGCCACUUCCAUUGGGACUUUUAGAGAGUUUCCAGGGUGAUAAUGAUUUCUUGAAGAACUGUGAAGUUUUUGGCCAGAUCAAAAUGGCAUUGUUGGACCAGGUUCUCCACUCAGAUGCGGUUUUUGCGGCAGACUUUGACUCCGCCAAGAUGUACCACCAUCUCGAGGCCCAACUACGUGUUUUUGCCGAUACCAAGUCUAAUUGGCCGGGUAAGUUUGGCCAUCUGGUUUCGUACGGAUCAGUGUACUACUCGUAUCUCUUUGACCGGGCCAUUGCAUCCAAGAUUUGGGACCAUCUCUUUGCAGAGGAUCCCCUUAGCCGUGCUAAUGGUGACAAGUUUCGGGAUUCGGUGCUGAAAUGGGGUGGAUCCAAGGGAGCGUGGGAGUUACUUGCGGAUGUGUUGGACAAUCCUGAGUUGAAGAAGGGAGAUGAGCGGGCGAUGGAGUUUAUAGCAAAGACGCAUGGGUUGUAA
Kuraishia capsulata CBS 1993 is the source of this 2355-nucleotide messenger RNA. RefSeq lists its product as uncharacterized. Gene Ontology annotation, molecular function: metalloendopeptidase activity. NCBI's taxonomy places the organism in Eukaryota, Fungi, Ascomycota, Pichiomycetes, Pichiales, Pichiaceae. The transcript has a single exon. Bases 1 to 2355 code for a protein of 784 amino acids. The record is from RefSeq and is a predicted model, not a curated record. Gene Ontology annotation, cellular component: mitochondrion. Gene Ontology annotation, biological process: peptide metabolic process.